UUGUUAAGAGCCCCACGUCAAAUAAACUUCAUCUUUAACGGAGCUGUCUUUCUCUGUCCACCCUGGCGUUUCCAUGCUUCGAUGGCAUCUAUCUACCAAAGCAAGAAGAUCAGUUCAUGCAUAGCGUCUUGGAUGAGCUGGAAACAUACGGACAGAAAAGCUGCCAUAAAAGUGUGCUCCUGUUCCCCCCUUUACCAAGCAGGCUACGGCGAGAGCUGGUGCCGUAGGGUGGUGGUCUGCCAUUCGGAGCUCAGGGGAGAGUCAGAAGUAGACAGCGAUGUGGAGAACACCAGCUGCCUAUGUGAAGAGUACCAGAGUGGUAGGGUAGAGAUGGAAAACAACAUCAAGCCCAAAUCUUCCGUCCCAUCACGAAGCCGAGGCCCUAAAAGACCAGACCAGCCCCUGUACAUGCCACGAGCUGCGCGGCAGAGACUGUCUUUAAAAGGCUCCCAAAGCCCAACCGCAAACACUAGCGCAGCUCUGCGGGACACCGAGUCCCCCGGCAGCCCGUCCAGUCCCUGUCCCCGUUGUGACGCCACGGAAAAGACAACGUGCUCGUCCUCCUCAGAGCAGGAGGCCUCCAUCGGUGUAGCAGACGGUGAUGUAGAGGCUUCUGCUGACGGGUCAGCUCCAUGUCCUCCGGAGCAGACCCAAAUGUUGGAGCUCAGGCUGAACGACAGAGAGGGUCAGAUGUGGGAGCAGACUCAGUCCCGCUUCACUGAAAUGAACCUCGACGACGAGAAAGAAGAAGUCGCUAGUGUGCAAGAUGACACAAGCACGGAAACAGAUGACCUAACAGAACUUAUUAAGGCACAUCUAAAACAGGCAGAAGUGCUUUUAAUUGAACACGCUCACAAUGACUUCUCUAUCUACGAGAGCGUCUCGCUCAUCUCGGACGACUUUCGCCACGUAAUCGAGAUCUACGACUUCCCAGCCGCGCUCAAGACGGAAAACCUCCUGGAGGCUUUUGCAGAAUACAGUGAUGGCGGGAUGAAGAUCACGUGGGUGGACGACACGCACGCGCUGGGGGUUUUCUCCAGCGAAGCAGCAGCGGUCCACGCCCUCUCCAUCUGUAACCCACGGCUGAAGGUGCGGGCUCUGUCUGAGGGGAGUAAAAAAGCCCAGGGAAAGGCUCUCCGACGGGCAGAAUUCAUCCAGCCAGUGAAGGAGCGUCCCAGAACAGACUGUGCUGUAGCCCGGCGGAUGGUGACCAGAGCUCUAGGCAUACGGGGGCGAGCCCGAGCGCAGAGAUACUGAGGUCCACAGAUCAGGGGUCUGUCUCCUUUCACUGAAGGGAUCAGGAGGACUAAAGCCUGCAGUGUUAGCUACUUCUGUUGGGCCAGGGCGAAAGUGAAGAGAGAGGGAGAGGCAACACUCACUGUCCUAAACCGGAGAGACGACAGAGCCUAAAACCCAGCAGCUCAACUCUGGUGGCUGCGGCCUUUUACUGUCAGCAUUAAGUAGGCAAACAUGGCUCUCCUCAGAUGAAAAUGGCAUGAAACGGGUGCAUUGGUAUUUCAGGCUGUUAAUGAAGCCCUAAAAUGGAGGAACAUUUGAAUUCUCUUUUUUUUCCUAUUGCAUGUUUACCUUUUGAGGGGAUGUUUCCCAGGUGAUGCUGGGCUGGUUUUGUGAUGUUCAUUUUCCAGUGAAAAGUCAUCCAUAUAUUUAGUUUCGAGAUCCUUUUUUUUCUACAUUUACAUAUUUCUAAAAUUUUAAAAACCAAGAUUUUAGUUAUUUUUAAGUCUGGUUAAAGUUGAGUUUCUUUAGAAAUAUUUUUUAAUUGCUGCCCUUUUGAGACCCUUUAUACUUGUCACAGUAUUUUCCUGUCAUGCUGUCACUUAAAUAUGUCCAAACAGGGCUGUCUAUGAAGAACUGUAAAUCUUUGUAUUUAAUGUAAAAAUGUAAAUAUAUCAAACAUGUAAGUAGGACUUCCUGUAGUCUGUCAUACAAUAUUUGUGUGCACUAUGUUUGAUUGUGUUUCUGUUUGGGGUUUGCACUAGAAGCUGCACAUUUUCAGGGAAACAAACUGAUGGUGGUAUAAAAUGCUUCAAGAUCACAUGAAACACGUUAAAAUAGAUUUUUUAAUGUGUGUGUUCAAAAGCUGUACUAAUGUGAAACAGUUUUCCGUAUCUUAACAUAAAGCCUAGCAAGAUGACUUUGGAAAUGGGAUUUAUAGCAUAGAAAUAUAUUUGUGGAUAUAAAAAAAAAAAAACGGAAUAUUUAAUCUUCGGACGAGCAGUUGCAGGUUGUUUAUCUUUCUUUUCCUCAGAAAAGUGAGAAUAUUUUCCCAGACAAAAGCAUCUUACAGCUGUACUCUCACC
This is a messenger RNA of Menidia menidia (Atlantic silverside), 2321 nucleotides long. Lineage: Eukaryota; Metazoa; Chordata; Actinopteri; Atheriniformes; Atherinopsidae. The record is from the annotation of a GenBank genome assembly.